AUGGCACCCACAAAGACCAUUCCAAAGCCGACUGCAUUUGACGACAAACCUCUCGAGGAUAUCUUCAUUGCUGUUCUGGGUGAUUCACACUCGGCAAAAGCGUUCAUCAAAGAUGCCUCUGGCUCGGUCCCGUUGCCCAACACCCAGGUUAACCACAUGAACUUCUCAAUCCCUUUCCCACUCGAUGCCUACAACAUUCAACUUGUUCAAAUCAAUGAGUUCAAAGCUUCUGAUACUCAGAAUGAUGCUGACCUUUUAAAUACUCUUGCUGCUCUUGUUGCUACUCUCCAUAUGAGAGGGCAAAGUCUUCGUGGUAUUGUCUAUCUGCUGUCUUUGGCCAGCCCUCGCAUUGGUGGAGCAGCUAAAUCUAAUCUGGAUAUUCUCUCUAAGCUCUGUGAUAAAUCUGGCUUUAAGAAUACUGUCUUUGUUACUCCAAAGUGGAGCCACACCACCAUUAAGAGCUAUCCCAAUAGAGAGCUUCAGCUAAAGAGGAACUAUCUGGGGGAAUUUAUCACUGCUGGUGCUCAAUACUUUAGGCAUGAUGGCUCUACUAAAUCUGCUAAAGAUAUCUUGCAAGCUCUUCUCAAUGUUUCUUGGGUUCCAUUACAUCUCCAGACUGAGGUUGUUGAGGGUGGAAAGCUCAUUGUAAAGUCUGGGACUAGCCUGAAGCUUCAGAAUAAUCUUCUCACUAAGCUAAAGGAUGAGAUAGGGAAAAAAGAACUAGAGGAUGAGGAUGAUGAGGAUAACCAAGAUGAAAGGCAACUUUUCCAGGAUAGAUUUUUUCAGCUUCAUAUGGAGAAGAUAGAUCUGCUUUGGGGCUUGGCUGCAUCUUCUGAUAUAGAAGAGAAGUUUUCCAAGAUGAAGGAAUUAGUGUUGAGUUCAUCUUCAACAAAAAUCUUUAUCAGUGUUUUUGGAGACUCACAAUCAGCAACAACCUCAUUUAUUGAGCUACUUUCUGGAUCUGAAAUAGAUGGUACCAAUAGUGUACAGGCUUCAGCUGUGGUACCUUUCAGUGGAAAACACUACCGACUUGUGAACAUGCCCUCUUUCCAGGGGAAUGCAGGUGAAGCAGAUACUCUGAAUAAUAUUGCAAGUUACCUUGCAGCUCUAGUGCUUGGAGAUCACAAACUAGCUGGCCUGGUUUAUAUCUAUGAGGGCUCUUCUGCAUCUGGAAUUAAUCUUGAAAUGCUUGAACAGAUAGCUGGAACUAGGGCUAUGAGAAAUCUUGUUGUUGCAGCCCCUGCUGUGACUACCUCAGUCUUUAAGCCAUUUCUAGCUUAUGGGGCUGAAGUAAUCAAGUAUAAUAAGCAGUCAGAAACUUCUGCACAAGAGGUCAUCCAAGCUAUUUCAGAAAAGUCUGAUGAAUUUACAUCUGGGGUGCUCUUGCGAAUUCAACAAGAAGUUGUUCAUCACAAAAAACUUGUUGCAGAUACUACUGCAGGUCUUAAAGUUCAGGCAUUGCUUAUGGAGAAAACUCUGGGAAUUGAAAAGCAGCUGAAGGAUCUUUGGCAUAAGAAAGAUCAUCAUAAAGGAGACCAUGUCAUGAGAAAAGUGGAAAUCAAAACUUCUAUCUUGGAAUAUCAGAUUGCUUGCAUCAAACAGUCUGGCAGAUUUGGAGCUUUCAAAGACUUGCUGAUGGAGUUUGAAAAUAAUGUAUCUGUGGCUAAUGCAAUCAAGCAACUUGAGGCAGCAUUGAACAAGACUCCAAUUCACUUUCCUGGAAGAUUUCGCCCUUCUGGUCGCUUAGGCAACUUGUAUAAUGCCCAUUUUCAAGAAUUUGGAAAUGCUACAGACCUGGAGGGGGCUGUUAAAGCAUAUGAUGAAGCAAUCAAAAAUAUCCCAGCUGACCAUCCAGAUCUACCAGAGCUUCAGCUUGCUCUUGGCAAGGCUCUUGAACAGCGCUUUGAGAUUUUUGGGCAGCAGUCUGAUAUUUCAAAGGCUCUUGAUUCUUGUAGGGAAGCUGUUCAAUUGUACACCAACAAGAGUCCUAGAAAAAAAGCUCUUGCUUUGCAUGCUCUUGGGACUAUGUUUAGGCAGAGAUUUCAGCGUAUGAGAGAAACAGAGGACAUUGACAAUUCUGUUGAUUGUUUCAAUCAAGCAAUCUUCCAUCUUGAAGGUGUUAGUACUACUUCUGCUCAUGGAAUGGAUAUUGUCCUUGGUGAACUUUGCGGAUCACUUGUUAUGAGGGGAAAAAAUCGCAACUCUGCCUCUGAUAUUGACAAAGGAAUUGAUGCUAUCAACAAAGUGAUUCCUAGUUUAUCCAUUAAUCACCCAGCUUAUUGUAUGCUCAAAAAUCAAUGGUGUUCUGCUUAUGCAGAGAAAGCUAAAAGCUUGAGGAGCAUUACUUAUGCUACAGAAGCAAUCAUGGCAGGAGAAGAUGCAGUGGCUAAAUCAGGGCACAACACCCAAGAGGCUCAUUACUUGGCCAACCUUGGUACUGCAUAUUUCUAUCGCUAUGAACUUCGCACAGAGAAGAGAAAAACAAGUGAGGCAAAGUCGGAUCUUGAAGAUGCAAAAUUGUGUUUCAAAAGUGCAGCCUACUGUGAAAGUGCCAAUUUAUUUGUUAGACUCCAAGCUGCUAAGGAGUGGGCCAAGUGUACUUUUCUGAGGAAAAAACAGCCACUAAAAGCCUUCAAAUGUGGAAUUCAAUUUUUGCCCAGAAUUGCAGGACUUGCUUUACCCAUCAAAGAACAGCAUAGAAGACUGGGAGAGAUUGGAACUAUGGUUGGUGAUGCAGUGGCUGCUGCUGCAGAUGCAAAAGACUUUUCACUGGCAGUUGAGUGGUCAGAGCAAGGAAGAUCAAUUGUUUGGACUCAGCUUCUUCAACUGCGUACUCAGAACCAUGACCUUCAGAAACAGGAGCCCAAACUUGCUUCUGAGCUCCAGAGACUCUCUACCAUGCUUCAGAAAUUAGCCUUAGAGGAAGAUUCAUCUUCAAGUGCACUUGCAGGAUCUCUAAAUUUGGUUCCCAAGAAAGACCAUGUACUUCAAUCACCAGAAGAUCUGGCAGAAAAAUGGGAAAAAUUGGUGCUUUCAAUCCGUAAAAUUCCAAAAUUCCAAAAUUUUCUACUUCCCAAGAAAGUGGAAGAACUUCAAGCUGCAGCAAGCAUUGGUACUGUGAUAAUUAUCAAUGCUCAAGCAAAGCAGUGUGAUGCUUUGAUUCUUAGCAGAACUGCUCCAACUGAUCAUAUCAAAUUGCCAAUUACUCUUGGCAAAGCUAAGGAACUUCAAGAAGAUCUGGCCUCUCUGCUGUUGAACACUGGUUUGCUAUCUAGAGGAAUAUGGGAAGAUGCUAAGCAUGCUAUUGGCCAUGGAUAUAAAAAAUUUAGGGAAUUGCUGCCAGGUGGGGAAACUAAAAAUCAAGAUCCACUUGCACCUAUUCUACAAAUUCUCUGGGAGCAGGUCACAAUGCCAAUCAUCAAGAAGAUGAAAGCUCAGAAAAAGCUACCCCACCAGCUACCACACAUUUGGUGGUGUCCAUCUGGGCCAUUUGCAUUUCUACCACUUCAUGCAGCUGGAUCAUACAAUAAAAAUGAAGACUGCAUCAGAAACUACUUCAUAUCUUCCUACACACCAACUUUGUCUGCAUUGCUGUCUACCAGCACCUCAACUUCUUCUUCAGAAACUGUCAAGAUCUUGGCUAUAUCCCAAGCAAAUGCACAAGGACAAGCAGCUCUUCCAAAGACUGAGGAAGAAGUUGCAAAAAUCCAAACUCAUGCCAAGGGACUUUCUGUUAUAUCUUUGGGAGGAUCCCAGGCAACUGUUGACAGUGUUGCAAAAGAAAUGCAAGACUGCACUUGGAUACAUCUUGCCUGCCAUGGUGUGCAAAGAGUUGAUGAUCCACUCAAGAGUGCUUUAAUCCUUCACAAAGGAAAGCACCUAGAACUAAGGGAAAUUGUCAAGAUGAAUCUUCCCAAAGCCAGAUUUGCCUUUCUAUCUGCUUGUCAGACAGCUACAGGUGACAAACUGUUGACAGAUGAGGCUGUUCAUUUGGCAGGUGGGAUGCUCUUAGUAGGAUAUCAAGGUGUUAUUGCAACAAUGUGGUCAAUGAAGGAUGAUGAUGGUCCUGUUAUUUCUGAUUUAGUAUAUGCUGAACUUUUGAAGGAUGAGCAACCAGACCAUAAAAGGGCAGCAAAAGCACUCCAUAUUGCUGUUGAACAUCUUCGCAAAAAGGAAGGUGCACAAUUAUUACACUGGGUGCCAUUUAUUCACAUUGGUUUAUAA
This is a messenger RNA of Laccaria bicolor S238N-H82, 4224 nucleotides long. RefSeq lists its product as uncharacterized. The transcript has 9 exons. The record is from RefSeq and is a predicted model, not a curated record. NCBI's taxonomy places the organism in Eukaryota, Fungi, Basidiomycota, Agaricomycetes, Agaricales, Hydnangiaceae. Gene Ontology annotation, molecular function: protein binding. Bases 1 to 4224 code for a protein of 1407 amino acids.